Chinchilla lanigera (long-tailed chinchilla) is the source of this 918-nucleotide messenger RNA. Its product is annotated as collagen alpha-1(I) chain-like. The transcript is spliced from 2 exons. The coding region runs from base 66 to 614 and encodes 182 amino acids. The record is from RefSeq and is a predicted model, not a curated record. Lineage: Eukaryota; Metazoa; Chordata; Mammalia; Rodentia; Chinchillidae.
AGCUUGUUUUCCUAUUUAUUUCUCACGCGUGCUGAUGUAGCGUCUCUUGGGCUACUCUGAGAAGAAUGAGACAUGCAGGCCUCCUUCUUUGGGACCUGAUUUCCAGUGGAGGAGGAAGCCCCCCACCCGGGAUCGUCGGGAGGAUGGAGCGCCGCGCGGAGAGCGACCGUCCGUCUCCAAGGUGCGGCCCGAGGUGGGCGCGCGGCGCCGGCUCCGGGCGCCGAGGCCGCCGACUUCUCCCCGCGCCUUCCGGACCCCGCGCGCCCGGGCCAGCCCGGGCCUUGGAGCGACGGAGGCAGCGGCGCUGGGGACAGCAGGGCCCGGCGCGGGCACCGCAGGGUCGAGGCCUCCCGGGUCACGCGGGGCCCCGCGGACGCAGCGCAGCGCGGAAGCUCGCGGCUCCAGCUGGAAGCUGUGUCCUCGCGCCCCCUCCGCCCGCCACGUGUCUCCCAGCCUCUCCCGCCAGGGUGAGGACGAUCCCGGCCGUCGGUCAUCUGCACCUAAAUGUGAGCGAGGGAGUGGGCGGGGCGGGGAGCGCCGGGCUGGGCGCGCAAGGCCUGGGUUGGUCCCGGCGCAGGAAAAGACAAAUUAUUGAAACAAAAUGGCCAUGCUGAUUUGAGAAGGAAUUUCUCAUCCCAAAGUGAGUGGGAUUUUUUUUUUGUUGUUGUUGUUGUCAAAUGUUCUUUUUGUGGCAAAAAACUGCCAAAGUAUUUCCCUGUCCAAUUAAAGUUGAAGAAACUAUGUAUUUCGAGAAACUAUAUUUAGGGUAUUGUCUGUUCCUUUGAGAAGUUUGUCAUAAUUGUUUGAUUUUCUUUUCUAGCUUAGACAAGGAGGAAGAUUAAGUUUUUUGUAAUAAUAUUGUGUUCAAUUAUGUUUCAAAAACAAAUAAAAUUGAAGCAUUAUAUGUCACAACUAAAA